CAACACUAUUGAGUGAAUGAAUGAAUCGCUUGUUAUUUCAUCGUCUCAUUGAUUCACUCAUUCAUGCAUUCAUUAGUCAUUCAAACGAUACACACAUUUGAAUAGACAUUCAUAGCAUUCGUAUACCGAUUGGUGUGUAUUGUCUUCGCGAGACAGACAGCGAAACACGUGUCCAUCACUUGUCAACACAUCCGCACUACACGUGACUGCGAAGGCGAAGACACCGAUCGACACGACUCGUGAGGGAAGAGGGAGUGAAACGGCAGUGAAAUGCAGACGAAGACCAAUAGCCGGCAAACUGGUCCGGGAGGACAACAGUGUCCGCUGCACAAAGUGAUCAUGGUCGGCUCCGGUGGUGUCGGCAAAUCAGCCCUCACACUACAGUUCAUGUACGAUGAGUUCAUCGAAGACUACGAGCCGACGAAAGCGGAUUCGUACCGAAAGAAGGUGAUCCUCGACGGCGAUGAGGUUCAGAUCGAUAUACUGGACACCGCGGGUCAGGAGGACUACGCGGCCAUUCGUGACAACUAUUUCCGCUCCGGCGAAGGCUUUCUCUGUGUCUAUUCGCUCACCGAAUACGAGAGCUUUGCCGCAGUCAACGAGUUUAGGGAGCAAAUACUGCGAGUGAAAGGCGACGAUAAUAUACCGUUUGUUUUGGUCGGAAAUAAAGCCGAUUUACACGAGAGACGGAAGGUUUCCCUGGAAGAGGCCCAUCGGGUGGCAGAGCUCUGGAAAGUACCCUACAUUGAGACCAGUGCUAAGACACGGCAUAACGUGGACACAGUAUUUUAUGACUUAAUGCGUGAGAUUCGCAAACGUAAGCUCACAGACGGCGAGACGAGUAAUGGGCCCAAAAAAGCCGGUCGUAAGAAGAAGAGGUGUAUUAUAUUGUAAAUUGAGAUCAAAUUAUAUUCACAAUCAAACCGAUGUCUUGUUUUGGAGGAACGGCUCACACGUAUUGACGGAUGUUUUAUAAAGUUUUAGAUCUAAUGAUAAUAAUAAUCGUUUAAUUUACCUUCAAUUCUGUGCUGUUAUUCAGUGAUUGAUAUGACAGUAGAAGUGGGCGUAAGAAUAGGCAUAAGUGAAUGGUUUUCUAUAUUUUAUAAGUAAAUACAUUUUAGUUUCUCUUUGAAAAGUGAUUGCUAUAUAAAGUCUACUGUAUUUUUUGUUACAUAACUCGCAUAAUAAUAUUGAUUGAAAUGAUAUCUCAUUUUUAAAACAAAUAAUUUAA
This is a messenger RNA of Medioppia subpectinata, 1231 nucleotides long. NCBI's taxonomy places the organism in Eukaryota, Metazoa, Arthropoda, Arachnida, Sarcoptiformes, Oppiidae. The record is from the annotation of a GenBank genome assembly.